This is a messenger RNA of Plutella xylostella (diamondback moth), 893 nucleotides long. RefSeq names its product cuticular protein RR-1 motif 57 (gene CPR57). NCBI's taxonomy places the organism in Eukaryota, Metazoa, Arthropoda, Insecta, Lepidoptera, Plutellidae. Gene Ontology annotation, cellular component: extracellular matrix. The record is from RefSeq and is a predicted model, not a curated record.
UAGCUAAACAGCGUGACGGCGUCUUGCUAAGGAUAACUUAAUUCAGAGUGUUGCCAGAAUAUUGAGUGAGGAGUAUAAAAGUGUUGGGCUGGAGUAGUGGAGCAUCACAACAGCUGCAGUCGUCUGCUCCUCACAACGUAACAUCGAUCAUCAUCAUCAGCCACACGCAAACAUGAUCAGUUGCGUUGCGAUUGCUUGCCUGCUCGGAGCGGCGGUGGCGGCGCCCUCUGCCGGAGGCUACGGCGGCUACGGCUACGGCCCGGCCCUCGCCACCACGGCCGUUGUUGGCAGCGUUCAAGUCCCCCAAUACAACUUUAACUACGCUGUCAACGACCCUCUAACCGGCGACAACAAGGCUCAGACGGAGGUGCGCGACGGCGGCGUCGUCAAAGGCUCCUACUCCCUGGCUGAAGCUGAUGGCACCAUCCGAGUAGUGGAGUACUCCGCCGAUGACGUCUCAGGGUUCAACGCCGUCGUCAAGAGAAUCGGCCCCGCCGCGCACCCGCAACAAGUCAUUGCCGCCCCCGUAAUCGCCGCCCCGGUCGUCAAAGAGGUCGUCCAACCACUCAUUGCUAAGGAAAUCGUCAACCCUUACCUCCUGCAAGACAUCAACUUGGGCCUCAACAACUUGGGACUGUCGGGAUGGGGACUCAAUGGAUUGGGAAAAGGAUUGGAACUUAACGGUCUGAAUGGUUAUAACCUGAACGGGCUUGGCUUAGGAGGCUACGGUGGUUGGGGACACCACUAGUGUAGAACUAAGAUGCCCUGUCUUGCUCCCGUGUAAUGAGUCUAGCUAGUCAUUAUCGGGAGCAGGUACAGACAGCGACGUAUUGUGAUUUAAUAGAUAAGGGCCCAGCAUGGAAAACGAUUUUGUAAAAAAAAUAUGAUCAAAG